AUGGUCCUGCGUAGCCUUCUCACGAGCCACGUCCCGGGGGUAAACGCUGCCAAACACCGCUGCCACCAAUGUAACGGGCGAGCUGUAGAGGUUCGAGCUCAUGCUUCACUUGUUAACACCACAGCAGCCUGCGAACGAAUGAAGGUCUACACAGAGAGUCUAGUGACUCGACCCUCCAGUCCGAAGGUUAGGAAGAGGGUGAGGGGAAGAGGGACACCCACCGUGACUAGAAUCAGAGACAGUGAAGACGGAAAGUCCGCCAAGGUGGAGGGUGUUUCUGCGUUCAGGGCGGAGGGGGGGCUGGCGGUUAAGCAGGAGCCUGUGGGAGAGGAGGAAAAUGGGGGGGCAGAUGAAGGCGGUGACCUUCUGUUCAGGACCACGAGCUCACCUGAGCUGCUGCUCCAAGGCGACUUGGCACACUACGCAGAAACUUUACGCACACACCCGGUGGUGUUUACCGGCAGGUUUUCGGUGGAAUCCCAGGGUGCGGGAGGACCGUGGACAACGGGUGACGUAAUUAACGUGGUCGGAGCUGACAUCGAGUCCUCGGUACCUGCAGGGUCACCCCCAGCAUCUGACAUUUACGCAACGGGAGGUGGAGACGCGGCGGACUGCAACAUGGCGCACGGCCCGCCUGACAUCAGCCACAUGUACGCGCCCAAUCCGCCCCACCCGCACGUGGCCCCAUCUUAUUCCUGCAGCGGAGACAUGUACCAGGACCAGUCAGCAGGGGGGUACCUGGCUCCGUCCACCUGCGCCGUGUCCUACCAUCCUCCGCAGCCUUACGGCUCCUCGCAAAAGCCGGCCGUGGACGGAACCGCGCUGCUGUCCAUCAUGCCGGAGUACGGAGGCUUCUACCAACAGAGCUGCCAGAGAGACCUCCAGACGUCCUUCCCGGAGCGGAAGCCCCUCCCGUACCCCCUGGACUCCCUCCGGGUGCCCCCGCCUCUUACACCUCUCAACACCAUCAGGAACUUUACGCUUGCUGCGCCGUCAGCAGCCACAGAAGGCCCGAUGGCCAUGGCUUUCCCCGGCCACCAGAAUCUCCCGCUAAGGCCCAUCCUGAGACCCAGGAAGUACCCAAACCGGCCCAGCAAGACGCCCGUCCACCAGAGGCCCUACCCUUGCCCGGCAGAGAGCUGCGACCGCCGCUUCUCACGGUCAGAUGAGCUAAGCCGACACCUGCGCAUUCACACCGGCCACAAGCCGUUCCAGUGCCGCAUCUGCAUGCGCAACUUCAGCCGCAGCGACCACCUCACCACGCACAUCCGCACUCACACCGGUGAGAAGCCCUUCUCUUGCGAACAGUGCGGGAGGAAAUUCGCCCGCAGCGACGAGCGCAGGAGGCACAUGAAGAUUCACCUGCGGCAGAAAGACAAAAAGACCUCAGCGUCCUAAUCUUCACGCGCCAGCCCAGCGCCUCCUGCUAAGUUCUGCAGCAAAAAGCUCAGAUCCAGCCACAGGUCACCAACAGGUCAAAGUUCUCAGGGAUUCACUUGAUGCGCCUCAGAGCAGCUAGGGUCUCAGAUCAGCCCGGUUUUGCAGGACCCAUUCAGAUUCACUUUCCUACAGGUGAACAAUGCUGAUGCAGCGGAGGUCUGAUAAGAGAAAGUCUAUUUCAGCUUUAGUCAUCAUCAGGAAGUUUGAUCAAAGAAGUAUGUUUAUUUCUGACAGACUGACUCAUCCGUGCCACAUGAUCAAACAUGGAGCAGGGUUUAGUUUCAGGUAUGCAGCAACA
This is a messenger RNA of Nothobranchius furzeri (turquoise killifish), 1738 nucleotides long. Its product is annotated as early growth response protein 2b-like. The record is from RefSeq and is a predicted model, not a curated record. Gene Ontology annotation, biological process: regulation of transcription by RNA polymerase II. Gene Ontology annotation, molecular function: DNA-binding transcription factor activity, RNA polymerase II-specific; RNA polymerase II cis-regulatory region sequence-specific DNA binding. Lineage: Eukaryota; Metazoa; Chordata; Actinopteri; Cyprinodontiformes; Nothobranchiidae.